Messenger RNA from Angiostrongylus costaricensis, 326 nucleotides. The record is from the annotation of a GenBank genome assembly. NCBI's taxonomy places the organism in Eukaryota, Metazoa, Nematoda, Chromadorea, Rhabditida, Metastrongylidae.
GUUCUAUAUCUGAAAAUCCACUUUACAGACAUUAUGCCAUCAUUCGUCGCGAAAAACUGGACAGGCUAAGCAGAAAUAAGGAAGUAGUAACGAUGACCUACUUUACGAGUUGGGACGAAUUCGUAAAGGCAGUGGAGAAGCUUCACUCCAUGAAGUCCGAUAAUUGCAGAUUUGUUACGAAAUACAACCAUCGAGACGGGAAGCUAACCAUGAAAAUGACGGACGACGUCGUCUGUGUUCAGUUCAGUACUAAUCAGCUGCAGGACGUCAGAAGAUUGGAGAAAUUGUCGGCGUCACUAAUGAGAUCAAUGGUAUCCAUUAAUUAA